Molecule: messenger RNA, 1281 nt
Organism: Ipomoea nil (Japanese morning glory)
Lineage: Eukaryota; Viridiplantae; Streptophyta; Magnoliopsida; Solanales; Convolvulaceae
Product: mitogen-activated protein kinase kinase 9-like
Exons: 1
Coding region: 89-1093 (334 amino acids)
Biological process (GO): protein phosphorylation
Cellular component (GO): cytoplasm
Molecular function (GO): protein serine/threonine kinase activity; ATP binding
Source: RefSeq, a predicted model, not a curated record
ACGUGCUUUAUCUCCUCCACUUAUAUAACCCACUCCCCUUCUAUAUCCUCAUCCGAACAUUCCGAAAUCUCAACGGCAAAAAAAAUCAAUGGCGCUUGUACGUGAACGGCGACAGAUCAAUCUCCGCCUCCCUCUGCCGGAACCCUCCCAACGCCGCCCUCGUUUCCCCUUGCCUCUCCCGCCUUCUUCUAACACGGCCGGCGCUGCUCCUUCUUCUUCAACAACCACAACUUCCUCCGCCGCGUUCUCCAUGUCGGACUUCGAGAAACUCCACGUCCUCGGCCACGGCAACGGCGGCACAGUUUACAAAGUGCGCCACAAGCGGACUUCGGCGGUCUACGCCCUCAAAGUCGUCCACGGCGACAGCGACCCCGCCGUCCGCCGCCAGAUCUUCCGCGAGAUCUCCAUCCUCCGGUCCACGGACUCGCCGCACGUGAUCAAGUGUCACGGCACCUCCGAUAUUCCCGGCGGCGACAUCGCGAUCCUGAUGGAGUACAUGGACGCCGGAACCCUAGAAAGCUUGAUGAAAUCAUCGGAGAAGAAAGUGUUCUCUGAAGCCUCCCUGGCGAAAAUCGCUAAGCAAGUGCUCCUCGGCCUCGAUUACUUGCACUCUCACAAAAUCAUCCACCGAGAUCUCAAGCCGGCGAACCUUCUGGUUAAUCGUGAGAUGGAGGUGAAAAUAGCGGACUUCGGCGUGAGUAAAAUGAUGUGCCGGAGUUUGGACCCCUGCAACUCAUACGUCGGAACUUGCGCCUAUAUGAGCCCGGAGAGGUUCGAUCCGGACACAAACGGCGGGAAUUACAACGGUUACGCCGGAGACAUCUGGAGCUUGGGGCUGACCCUGAUGGAGCUUUACAUGGGCUACUUUCCCUUCCUGCACGAGGGGCAGAGGCCCGACUGGGCAACGCUAAUGUGCGCCAUAUGUUUCUGCGAACCGCCCAACUUGCCGGCCGGAGCUUCACCGGAGUUCAAGGACUUUAUAGAUUCCUGUUUGCAGAAGGAAUCCAGUAAGAGGUGGAGCACGCAACAACUUCUGCAACACCCGUUUGUGAGGGAUAUUGAAUUCAAAUCCCAAAUCAAUUCACAAAAUUAAAAAUAAAUAAAAAAGAAUAAUUCCUGAAUUUCUUUGUAUAUACAGAACUUCCUUUUUUGAAUCUUUGAUUCAGUUGGAUGUAUAUUCUUCUUCAAUGAAUCAAAUGGAUCCGAAUCUGCAGUAUUUCUACUGUAGAUAUUGAGAGAUUAAUAUAACUUGUUCAAUUCGAUCUAUUAAACUUCUCUGUA